AUGGAGUUAUUGUGUCACGAGACUGUUGAACUAGAUUGCGGCUCUCAGCUGAAGUCCAGAACGGUUCGGGCGUUCGGAGACUCGGUUCUGACCCAAGACUCGCGUGUCCAGCAGAACCUCUUGAACUCUGAGAGACCGAACAUCGCAUCCAGACCCGAACCCGGGAACGUUACCGAGCACACCGACGUCCAGCCGUACAUGCGCCGAAUAUUAACGGGCUGGAUGCUGCAGGUGUGUGAGGAUCAGAAGUGUGAGGAGGAGGUGUUUCCUCUGGCCGUUCAUUAUUUGGACCGCUACAUGUCCCAGAAUCCCGUACAGAAGAGCAGACUGCAGCUGCUGGGAACCGUCUGCAUGUUUCUGGCCUCCAAACUCCGGGAAUCGGUUCCUCUGAGCGCUUCCAAGCUCUGCGUCUACACGGACUACGGCGUCACCAUCCCCGAGAUACUACAGUGGGAGGUUCUGGUGGUGUCUCGACUGAACUGGGAUCUGGCCUCAGUGCUGCCCUCUGACUUCCUGGAGCUGUUACUGCAGGGCCUUCCGCUGCUGAACCCGAAGCUCGUACGGCGGCACGUGCACUCUUACAUCGCGCUGACUGCCACAGAGCUGAAGUUCUCAAUCUUCACUCCGUCUGCGGUGGCCUGCUCAUGUGUGACGGCCGCUGUUAUCAGACUCAACGUCCUGACCAAGACGCUCACCGCUGAUGCUCUCCUGCAGGUCCUGAGGAACCUCUUAGACGUGGAUGAGACGUCUCUCUGCAAGUGUUACUCGGCGCUGGAGGAGACCAUCGAGCUGACGCUGGGCCGGACGUCACCUGACCUCAGCUGCACACCUGACAACGUUCAAGACGUCAAAUGGUGACAGGUGGACAUCCAUGAAAUCAUUCCAGCACUUUCCUGCUCAUUGGUUUGUUUGUCGAGUUGUUAAUGUUCACAUGUAACGUCAGU
Triplophysa rosa is the source of this 944-nucleotide messenger RNA. It is a transcript of the gene ccnd3, whose product is annotated as cyclin D3. The transcript is spliced from 5 exons. Bases 1 to 858 code for a protein of 285 amino acids. Lineage: Eukaryota; Metazoa; Chordata; Actinopteri; Cypriniformes; Nemacheilidae. Gene Ontology annotation, biological process: positive regulation of G1/S transition of mitotic cell cycle; regulation of cyclin-dependent protein serine/threonine kinase activity; mitotic cell cycle phase transition. Gene Ontology annotation, molecular function: cyclin-dependent protein serine/threonine kinase regulator activity. The record is from RefSeq and is a predicted model, not a curated record. Gene Ontology annotation, cellular component: cytoplasm; nucleus; cyclin-dependent protein kinase holoenzyme complex.